Messenger RNA from Capronia epimyces CBS 606.96, 1845 nucleotides. RefSeq lists its product as uncharacterized. The transcript is spliced from 3 exons. Gene Ontology annotation, biological process: secondary metabolite biosynthetic process. Gene Ontology annotation, molecular function: flavin adenine dinucleotide binding; oxidoreductase activity, acting on CH-OH group of donors. The coding region runs from base 1 to 1845 and encodes 614 amino acids. Lineage: Eukaryota; Fungi; Ascomycota; Eurotiomycetes; Chaetothyriales; Herpotrichiellaceae. The record is from RefSeq and is a predicted model, not a curated record.
AUGAAGUUCACAACAGCAGCAACACUACUGUUCUCGGCCAGCUUAGCGGCCGCCCGGCCGUUGACGGCUAGAGGUCUGAUAAAUGACGCAGCAGGUCAAACAUUCGACUACAUUGUGGUGGGCUGCGGUGUAUCUGGCCUCGUUGUUUCUUCACGUUUGAGUGAAAACGAGGACGUAACGGUCCUCUGCCUCGAAGCUGGAUCCCUUGAUCAUUAUGAGGAUGAGAUUCUGAUUCCGUACUAUAUCGGUCUGCAACCCUAUGGCUUCUACGAGUGGGGAAUAUAUACAGUGCCUCAAAAUCAACUAGACGGCGUGAGCCGGCACAUUCCCCUGGGCAAAGGGGUGGGUGGAGGUUCUCUCAUUAACGGUAUGGUAUGGAAUCGAGGAAACCAACGGAGUUUCAAUGCGUGGAAUGAUGUGGGAAACUCUGGAUGGGGUUGGAAUGCCCUUCUCCCUUACUUUGAGAAGGCAAGCGGAUCUCGGAACCCAGGCAGAGCAUCAUCAGCUAACCUAUCCUGCUCAUUACAGAAUCCCGCGGUCCACGGCACCAGUGGCCCGGUCCAGGUUUCUUAUCCGAACUAUUACUGGCCGCAGACGGACAACUGGUUUGCAGCACUGCACGAGCUCGGAAUCCCAACUUCUGCCGAGCCCAAUGAAGGGUUGACCGCGGGAGGCUACUUCUUACCGUUAGACAUCGAUCCCAACAACCAGACACGCUCUGACGCACGUCGCUCGUACUACGACCCUAACAUUGCACGCGACAAUUUCAACGUUCAACCCAACUCCCAAGUAACCCGGAUCCUGUUUGACCAAGGCGACCAAUUGACAGCUACGGGGGUCGAGUUCGCAACCGGCCCGUCCUCGCCACGUCAGACAGCGUAUGCCUCCCGCGAAGUCAUUCUCGCUGCGGGCGCGAUUCACAGCCCCCAACUGCUCGAGCUCUCGGGUAUUGGGCAGGCUUCUGUGCUUCAGGCUGUUGGCAUUGAGGUGCUUGAAAACCUCCCGGGCGUCGGCAACAACCUCCAGGACCAUGGCAUGAUUCACCUGGACUACCACUAUACUAAUCCGUCCGUCAUGGAUAUUGGUGAUUUCGCCAGCAACUCAACCUUCAAUGAUGAAUCCGCUGCCGAGUACUACGCCAGUAAAACCGGCCCUUGGACGGCCAAACCCAGCUGUGCAGUUGCAUUUCCAUCUCUACAACAAGUCACCGAUGACGCAGCAUCCAUGCUAUCGUCCGCUAGCUCAGCGCCCUACAACCUGCCAUCGACCUACGAUGACGAGCCGACACUGCAAGCCGGAUACGAGCGUCAGAUUUCCAGCGUGCUUGAUGAGCUGUCGAGCGAGGACAUUCCGGCGUUCGAGAACUUGAACAACAACGCGGGCGGGUUAGAUCUGGCUCUGAUGCGACCACUCUCCCGCGGAACCACACAUGUCACAUCGACCGACCCCUUCGCUUCUCCGAAUGUUGACCCGCGAUGGCUAGUGCAUCAGUUUGACUACGAUGUGAUGAUCCUCGCCAUGCAGGUGAACCAGCGCAUUCUCGACACGAACGCGAUCCAGGAGCUCCAGCCUUCAUAUAGCCAGGUGUCUCAAGAUGCGUCGGUCGACGAACUCGGACAGGUCUUGCGGGCCGGCAUCGGGACCGAAUUCCACUACUCAUGCACAACAGCCAUGUUGCCCCGGGAUCUCGGCGGUGUGGUGGACAACGAGUUGCGGGUGUAUGGGACGAGCAAUCUCCGGGUCGUGGAUACAGGCAUCUAUCCUAUGGUGCCGGGAGCACAUCUGCAGGCUGUGGCGUACGGUGUUGCCGAAAAGGCCGCCGACUUGAUCAAGGCCGCCCAAUAA